UAAGUGAAAAAUGAUAAUCUUACAUAUGUUUAAUGUAGUUUUUCCAUUUUUUAUGAUGUAUGUUUACAUAUUAUUUAUAAUUUUCGAAAAGUAGUAAUAUUAAAAUAUAAAACUAUAUUUUAUGUCACGUGUCAUCUUUCGGGAGAAGUUUUUUUUGUUGAUGUAGAUGCUUCAUGGAGCCUCAAAAGGUCUCUUUUAUUAGUAUAAUUAAGUUGGAAAGAACUACUUGGAAGCAUACCAAAAAAAAGAAGAACUAACUUGGAAAGAACAAUUUUUUUUAUUAAUUCGUGUAGUUAGAAAAAUAUUGGAAAGAAGCAAAUGCAAAAUAACUCAAAAAUUUUAACGUGUCGAAUAUUUUUGGAAAGAAGCAAAAAUCUAUCUAAAUAUUUUUUCCUAAAUCCCCUAUAUAUUAAUCGUGGAGCAUUACAACAUGUUUUCGUAACCACGUGUCAUCACGAGAAUGAUUUUUAAAAUUGUUAGAAAAAUAAGUUGGUCAAUAUAAACAUAUACUCUCCUAUGCUUUUUAUUAAACUAACUAUCAAAUUAAUUAGUAGUGUACAAAAGAAUAUUUUUUUUCCUUAAAUAAAAGCUAUGGAAUUACCUAAUAUGGUUAACAUAUAUAUGAAAAUUAAUAAUUAUGAAUAAUACAUAUUUGAUAACAAUUUUUCUAACCUCUCUCUCUCUCUUUUUUUUAAUUUUAUAAUAUUAAUGUUAUCUUUGAAUUUUUAAAAACGACUAUAAAUUAUGUUUUGAAUUUUUUAAAAUGACUAUAAAUUAUUAAAAAGCGAAAGUCCCACAUUGAAAAUUUUGUGAUAUAGUCUAACUUUUUUUGUUCAAGCAAGAUACAAAUGAUCAUAUAUCGUAAGGGUGGGCGUUCGGGUACACGUUCGGUUUCGUAUCGGGUAUUUCAAUAUAAAGGUAUAUAACCCAUUCGAGUAUUUCUACACUUCGAGUCGGGUUCGGGUAUUUUAUGUUCGGGUUCAGAUAUUUAAAUUUUGAAGAAAAAUAAAUUAAUUAUUCAUUGUUUAAGUUGUUUCUUGUAUUUAAAAAAUAUUUUAACUUAAUUGGUUUCUAAUUUCUAAAAGAUUAAACUAUUCAUAGGUCUGGAGAUAAAAAUUUAAAAAUAUAAAGACACUAGUUUAGUUGUUGUUUUGAAAUUUUCGAUGUUGCCUAUUUGGUUUUGGUGAUUUGUGUCAGCCGCGAAACUUAAUUUCUUUUUGUGCAUAUGAAGUCUUAAAAAUAAUAAUGAGAUGUAAUAUGUUAACUUUUCAACAACGAUGAUAUAUUUAAGAGACCAACAUUUGUAUUCGUCAUUUAUAAUCGAUAGAUAUUGUAGUGUUGCAAAAUGUUAAAACCAUUUAAUAAACAAACAUUAUUAUAAAAACUCACCCCGCGCAUGCGCGCGGGUUAUCAUCUAGUAUGUAGUAUAAUACAAAAUCACUAUUGCGACUCUCUAUAGUUAUAAAUGAGUAAAGUGUGACUUUUACAUCGCAAAUAAGAGAUUGAUUGCAUACUUAGAGAUCGCAUCCACAUAGCGUAUCAACCACACAAUAUACUAUAAAUUUAUAGAUUAAGCUAGGUAAAAUAUAUGAAAGCAGUACAUAAAGCAGUAAAUUGGGUUAUAAAUAAGAUGGGAAAAAACCAGAAAAAUGGAAUUCAAACAUAUUAUCAUAACUCAAAUCUAAAGAUACUAGGCAUUUAUUUAGAUCAGUCCUAGAACUCGAACUCAAUAGUAAGUAAUCCAGCUCUCGCAUGUAAUUACUAUCAGAUGUUUAAACUAUCAAAGGCCAACUCUCGUUGUGGAAUUAAUUAUUCAAGGCACGCAUUAAUGUUCAAAUUCGAUAUGUUCACUAUGUUUCAUAGGCCAACUCUUGUUGUGUCUUUCAACUUAGCUUAGCACGAUUAGAUUAAGAUAUCUAACCCAUUAUCGCGGUUGUUGAUUAUCAUAUGAUCAGGUUUCUAGUUAAUUACUUUAGAAACAAUAAGUUACAACAAUCCUGUGAAGGAUGCAAGAUGAUUAGCAUAGCAGUUCUAUAUUUACAAAUUCAUCAAAACCUUAGGAAACCCUAAAUCUAACAAGUAAACUACUCAUACACAUUCAAGUAAGACAUAAAGAUAAACUGAAUGAAUUGCGUAAAAUAAAUAGAGAAAGUUGAUUUCUCUAUAAGACACAUUUUUCUCUUUUUUGACAUUAUAAGGCACAUUGUGCUUGUGGCACACUUUCACAGUUUCCCAGACAGCUUUUGUACAGAAAUACCCUUUGUCCAACCACAUGUAACAAGAUAGUGUAAUUGAUUUUAUUUUGUUUAGUUAGACAAUGGAAAGUCAGUUUGUAAUCUAGUGAAGAAAAAAAGUACGUAUAGGAUAAAGUGACAAAUUGCAACCGUUAGAUGACGGACACACAAAAUAAUCUGAGGGUCAAGACUUGUUGUAGUAUUUUUUUUACCUCCAUCAUAUUUAACUCAUUAUUAUUUCAUUUCCCAAUAUGUAAAUAAAUAUAUAAUAACUGUAUAAAUGUCUAAUUUUUUUUUCCUUUUUAAUUUGAUAUCUAUAUAUAUAUAGUUUUAAUAUUUUAUUAUAUUUUUCGAAUUUUAGUUUACUAGUUAGUGGUUUCAUGUGUACAUAAAAAAUGUGGAUGCGAAUUUUGUUGACUUAUGGAAUGUUUGAUAAGAAAGUUGUGUAUAAAUUCAUAUUAGAGAUUAUCUUUAUUUGUUUUAGUCACUUUUUUCUUUAGGUAGAAAAUAGUUUUGACUAACUCGUUUUUUGUUGUUAUUAUUAUCAAUUAUGCAUCUAUUUCUUUAUGUGAUUACUUUCAAAUAUUAAAAUAUAUAAAUAAAUAAUUUUAAUAUAAUAAACUAUAAUUUUUUUUUAUCUUAUACAUUUUGAGAUCUAUUUUAGUAGAUUUUAACAAUUUAAAUAUGAGAAAACACAUGAACACAAAAAAAAAAUUGUAUAUUAAAUGUUUGUGGACGAAUUAAAUGUGGACAUAUAUGUUGUGGACUGAGUAAAAAUGUGGUCAUGGACACAAUAUCAACAAAAAAAACAUAUAUAACACAAAAACAAAGAAUUGUAGAUUAAACAUUUGUGGACAAAUGAAAUGUGGACAUAUAUAUAUGUUGUAGAUAUACUUUCCUAAAUCUCAUCAAGACCUCAACUUUACUAGGAUCCUCCCAAGUACUAUGCAUCCUUUGGUUAAACCCAACAUGAAUCACCCUAAACUCUGACUUAGCAAAAAUCAAACUCCAUAUAUAUGUAGAGUAAGCGUGGACACAUGUGGACAUAUAAGCGAGUAGUACAUGCUUAUUACCCUCCAUCAACACUUUUUUUUGGAUCAAACCCAGAUUUUAUAAAUAAAAGCUAACACUCCAUAUAUUGAGGACUUGUUCACCUGAGCAGUCAUAUCAAAGUGAAGACUUUCUCUUAUUGCCUCGUUGACAUGACUCGGGGAAAUCGUCGAGUGUUGAUAUCAACUCGGUAACGGAGACGUCGACGGCUCUGCUUCGCUGUAGUGGAUUCAGCGCCGGUGGUCGACAAGUCUUGAUUUGGGUCCGGUGUUUGCCGUCAAACUCGUUGACUAAGAUCGAAGAAACUUGAACACUUCUUCAAGAUUUUUGCAUUCUUCUUCAGAUCCGGCCAUAGAAACUCGUUAGUAACACGGCGAGUCUUUAGCAAACUCCAUCUUAUUCUUCAUGAGAAAAUAAGCGAGAUUUGAGAGUAUUAGUAGAAGAAGGCAAGAGUAAACUGAGAAAGUGAAAUCAAUCAAGCUUUUGCGCCUCCGAGUUCUUCAUGUUUUUCAGUUUCUGGGAGAGGAUGAAAGAGAAUCGCCUCAAUUAGAGUUCAAGAAACAAGGAAAGUGAUUUUGAAUUUUAACUUUGAAAUAGGAGAGAUAAUGAGUAAACAAUUUUUAUUUGUUUGUUUAAUUGGACCGUUUGGUUUAGACUUUAGUUAGAAAAGAAAAGAAAAAUGAGGCAAGUUGUAGUUUGGGGGUACAAGGGACAAUAGACACAAAGAAAGUAUGCUUCCAGCAUGAAGUGUCUGAAUGUGUUAAAAGAAAGUGGAAAAGUGUCCUAAGGUGUAAAUUUUCAAAGAAAUACUGGAAUUCCAAUCAAAUCUCUGAAGGAGUCUUAUGAUCUUAUCUCCAUAAACCUCUCUAAGAAUAAAUAAAAUCUUAGCCUAAACAGUGGGUGUAAAUAUAGAAUAAAUAAGUUAAAACACGUCCAGAGGUCUUUUUAUAAUUAGUAAAAACUUUUGGGUGAAAAGUGCAAUUGGUGGAAACUUGAGCCGGCCUCGCGAAACACAUCGGUGUCGAUCAACACUCCUUCCAAAUAUCGACUUUGGCAUCUGUAUUUUUGCACAGCUACUGGUUUUGCUUCUCUUCAGUCUCCAAAUUGCUCUAUGAUCUCCACAAUACUCAAAAACGUACCUAUACCUGAAAAGACCUCAAAACAUACACUCGUUUCUUCAGCUCUAUGUUGUUGUCUCUCUCCAGAAGCUUCCAUGGAACCUUGUGAUGUCUUUGAUACAUCUAAGAGAUUUUGAUCUCUUUGAAACCCACUUGGUUACAGAUAACAUGUAUGUAUCUGUCUGAUUCAAGAAGUGUUCUUGAUGAUAAAGACAUAACUUAUGCAUUUGGAUCUGAAGAGGAGAAGCAAAUUCCAUCAAAACACAUGUCUUUAUUUUACUUUUUAAGAAGUUGAGAUUUGUAAUAAGGUUUAAGAGAGAAAAUAGAAACCCGUUAACCCGUUUUUUGCUCAGAUCUCAACGCCGGCCGUGUACUCAGUUCUUGAUUCAGAUCUAUACAAAAAGUAGAAAACAAAGUGAAUAUUAAAGAAAGACAGAUUGAGUAACGAAGAGAUAGAGAGAAGAUGGUAACUGAAUAAUUUUUGAAAAUUUAAUAUUUGAAGAGGAAAAUGACUGAAUAUAGUUGGUCCGAGGAACAAUGAAAAGCUCCGCUAAUUAUUACAACUAGGGGUUGGCCCGCCCUACGGGCGGGUGAGUAUACAUUAAAACUAUUUUAUAUUAAAAUAUGUAUUAAUUUUAUAAAACAUUUGACAAUUUACUUUAAACUAUUUUUUUUCUAAAAUCAUAUAUAUUGUAAAUUUUAUUAAAUUUUGCUGGUUUGAGUUGAAAAGACCAUUCACAUUUUUUUUUGUUAGAUACAAAAUUAUUAAAUAAAAACUAAGAAAAAUGCAUUGAUUAAUAUUUUUCUAUUUUAUUUCCAUUGCAAUUUGAUAAAUUUAAGAAAAUCUAAAGCAAGAAUAACAAAUAUUUUUUUUUUCUAGUACCAGAUUUUAAUAUUAUUACAAUAAUUUAUUUUUUCGCGAUAAUAAUACAUUCACUUCCAAGCUAAAUCAAUCGAAAAUCAAAUGUAAUGUGAUAAAAUUAUAAAUAUUUAUAUUUUUAAAGUAAUAUAUAAAAAGUUUCGAUAAUUUCAUAAAUGAUAAUUAGAAUAUUUUAUGUAACAAAAAUUAUGUUUUCAAAUAUAUGUUUUCAGUUUAUAUUAGAUAUUCAAGUUAUAAUGAAGUUUUCCUUAAUUUUUAGUGUUUUACUAAUUAUGUUUUGUAAAUUGUUUUAGCGUUUUCUGAAUUUUUUUUAAAUUUUUUUUAUUGAAAUGUCACUCAUGCUAUUUAAAAAUAUUUUUAUAAAUAGUGUUAUAAAUUAAUAAGAUAUUACAUUUCUAAUAGAAUUUUACUUGAAUUUCACACCCUAUCAUAACAAAUAAUUUACUUUGAAUAAGCUAGAGUAAACCAAACAUAAUUUAAUCAAAUAACUUAAUUGUAGUGUAAUCAUUAAUAAUAUGGAAAUUACGAGAAACCAAACAGCGCACAAAUGUUUUCUGAAAUUUGUUUGUCUUUUCAAAGACUAAAACCUAAAGAAGUAACUAAAUCAUUUAAUCUUUUCAGUGGUGAUGUAUUGAAUGUUUCUAUGUAAUUAAAUAUCUCAUUCUCAGUUUCCACAUAGUAACAUAACAUCAUAAAGCAUGUAUACUUACAUAAUUAAAUGGAACAAAACAAUAUGUUAGGUUUAUAUUCCAGACCAAAACAAUUAAAGAAUAUAUCACCAAAACUGCAAACAGUUAUGUAUAUACUUUGAAUCUACACAAAUCAUGAUUUAUUUUUUACUCUUGUACAUUUACUUUGAUUUUUUGUUAUACUUUUUUUUCUUAAAUUUGAUUUAGAUAUUGCGAAAGACGAAAUAAUUGACUCAAUGUAAUAGAGUUAGUAUCUUAAUUAGAUACACAAUAUAAAAGUUAGUGUUGUUACUGAUAUACUUUUUUAUGUUUGCUUUUUUUUUUGAACAUCAUGUUUUCUUAUUUUACGAUCAAGUUAUUAUCCAUGUAUAAAACAUAUAUUUUUAUCAUAAUUUGGAUUGAAGAAUUUUAGAGUUACAUAGCAAAGUUGUGUAUGUCAAAAGCAUCAUGUCAUCCUUUGCGUAUCUCAUCGAGACAACCACGAACCAAACCAACUUGACCAUCACAACCUGCCACCUAUCCUCAUCAUCAUCAUUGCCACUAACCACCUGCCACCUAUUAUCACCAUCACCUGAGGUCAGAAUGUCUCACAGACCUGUUGUCUCCAUGCGAGAUACAUUUGAAGCACCUCUGCUGAUGCAGACAUUACAACUUUGAGCUGAAUUCUAUUUUUUUUUUGGGGGAAAAUAUGCUUUCGUUUUUGUUACAUACACUGCAGCAAAGAACGAAGCUACCAACGAAAAAAUCUUACUGCACUUUAAACAAAUGGAGAUAUUAAAAACCACUUCAAUCAGAGAAACAAAAACUACAAAUUAUUGUGCAGGAAGUUUUCUACAUAUCAAUUAAGUGUAGACAAAUCAAAACCUGGCUCGUCUCUGCUAGAAUCUUGAUGUUUCUUGAUACAAUUUGGAUUGAAGAAUUUGUAGAGCCAAGUUGUAUCGAGACAACCAGGAACCCAACCAACUGAAUCAUCACCACCUGCCAUCUAUCAUCAUCAUCAUUGCCACUAACUUGAAAAAUCUAAUUCCCAUACGCUAAAAGUUAAAUAUGCAUAUAUAUUACUCAUCAUAAACUGCAUCCUUUCUCUGCACUCUCUUGCACAUUCAUCUCGUUUCGCUGCAAAACGCCAAACUGUACCGUACAAUGGGUUUCACUUCUUAAGAUCAAAUACCUGUAAUUGUAUAACCACCUUGAUCUCACAAAGCAAGUACAAUUAUCACAGAAACAAACAAAAAACAAUCCAAGUAAUAAAGUUUUUGUUUUUUCAUGAUAAGAAAAGUGUAAACGUUUUUUAAUGUACUAAGAAACUUUCUUACACAUGAAUCAGAAUCUAUAAAGCCAAAAGAUUGUGUAACUUUCACCGAUAACAAUCAGAGAAAGACAGAAGAUUUAAUCAUGACAGAACACUAAGAAUAUCGUAGCUCUACAACCCACAUCGAAUCAACUUAUACCAUAUACUUUACAACAAAGUGAUUCCAUCCACAAUCUAAACUCAAAUAAAGUGAAAAGUAGAUUAAAAUCCUCUUCAUAUAAUUAAAGAAAGAACGACCCAGAACCGUGAAUUAAGUUUUUUUUUAACCAACAUCAACGUAAAUGCAAAGUUGAAGUAAGGUGAGCUCAAAAGUUACGAUCUUUAAUAUCUGAUACAAAAAUCAAAACAAAAGACACAGACCUGUUCUGCUCUCAUCAACCAUCGAAGCCUCUCUUUAAGAACAUGUACAAACUAAUCACUAAUGACUGAGAAAAAGAAAAUGCUGAUUUUUACAGGAAGAAAAUUACAUAUUUAUAACUCCAGAUUCACCGUCUGGAAGAAGGGAGAUGAUAUAUUGAAUGAGAAAUCGUGGAAAGAGUGGGGGAGAUGAUGUUAAAUAGAAUGUUAAUGACAAAAAUGAAUGAUGUCGAGUUUCGUAACUGUGCCAGUUUUCAUAGCAGGUGAGAAGAAUUUCAAGGGUUUGACGCAGACAGCGAAAUAUUUUUCAUGAAACUCACGUUAGUGUGCUGAUGUGUAACUUUGAUUGGUUCUGAAUAUUUUUGAUGAUGUGUCAUGUCUAGAAAUCCUUCAAAUUAGCUUCUUUUAUAUAGUAGGAUUAGUAGCUGGGUCUUUAGUACAGAAGUAUGUCAGUUUAUGCGCAUAACUACUAGUAGAGGCAAUGAAGGCUUUUAAGAUCAUCUCCCAUGUAUUUUGUUAUUUUUACCUCUAAAAUAGAAAAUUUCUAUAAUAGAGAUAAAAUUUAUUUUAAUGUGUUCUCCUAUAAUAGCAAAAUUCAAAAUAUAGAGUAAAAAAUAGAGAUUGCUAUUUCUUCCUCCAUAAAUAGAGGAAAAAAUAGCAAUCUCUAUUUUAGAGGAAGAUAUAACAAUUGAAUUGGAACCAUUUUGCCUCUAAAUACUAUUAUAGAGACAAAAAUAACAAUGGAUUGGAGAUGUUCUAAAAGUUUCAUACAGUAAAUUAAAAGUAGUUGUCUAUUUAAUUAAUUAUCUUAUGAAUCGUAGCUAUUCAGAAAUUUUCUUUCGAAAUAAGAAAUAUAAGAAAAUAAAUAUCCGUUAUAUGGAAUAAUUAUUUAAUUUUUGUUCAUUUUCCAUUUAUUGAUGAUUUUUAUACUAUUUAAUUAAGAUUAGAAAAAUAUUUUUCAAUUAAGCCCACGAUUGAGUUAUGGUGCUAUUUAUGGAAUCCUUUUCAGUUUUAAAAGUGAAUAGUCAGAUCAAAAUCGCUAAUCCCUAAAGAUACAUUCGUUGCAGGUCGAAAGCUCUUGUUUGUUGGCUUCAAUGUCGUCCCAUAAAAAGAAAAGGAAUAAGAAGUUGCUUAAUUCAUCGCCGUUGUUCCCGCUAUCGACCGCAAACUUGUCACUUCCCCAUGAUUUGCUAUUGAACUGCAUCGGACGCCUCUCGAGAUUGUACUACCCGACUCUCUCCCUCGUUUGCAAAAGCUACCGAUCUCUCAUUGCUUCGCCGGAUCUUUACACGACCCGUUCCCUUUUAAACCGCACAGAGAGCUGUCUCUAUGUUUGCUUACAGCGCUCUCCUGACUCUAACCCUAGAUGGUUUACUCUCAGCCGGAGACCGAACCGAACCCUAGCUAGGAAUAAGAAGCUUAGUGACUAUCUUUUGGUUCCAGUCACAUCUCCCCAUGUUACUUCUCUUCGGUCGAGUUCAGUCGCUGUUGGUUCUGAUAUCUACGAAAUAGGCGGACUCAUCAAUGGCGUGCCUUCCUCUAGUGUCUCGGUUCUGGACUGCCGGUCUAACUCGUGGCGCCAGGCUCCAAACAUGCAGGUGGGUAGGUCGUUUCCAUCAGCUAAUGUCAUUGAUGGAAAGAUACUUGUUAAAGGAGGUCUGGAGCUUAAAGACGUGAAUUCAUCCAAGUGGGUAGAGGUUUUCGAUCCAAAUACUCAAAACUGGACGACUGUGUCAUUUACGUGUGGAUCUAAAGAAUGGCAAUCAGAGGAUGAUAAUGGAACGACACGGCGUUCAUCUUCUUUUUGCCUGAUUGAUGACGUGUCUUACUGUUUUGACAACAGAAAGUUAAAAUGGUUUGACGAGAAGGUUGGAGAUUGGAGAUUCGUAACGGGUUUGGAAAGUGUGCCUAAGUGUCUUUUGGGUUUUAACACUUCUUGUCAAGUUCACUUGGCGGAUUAUGGUGGAAAGAUGGUGGUUUUAUGGGACAGGCAUGAUCGUUCUAGCAAUUGUCAGGGAAGGACUAUUUGGUGUGCGGUGAUUGCCCUGGAAAGGUGUAGUAGUGAAGAGAUUUCCGGGACCGUCGAGUGGUCUGAAGCGGUGCUUAAAGUCCCCAACUCUUUUGCAUUCGUGCAUGUUCUUGCUGCUAUAGUUUGAUGGAAACACAAUUGAGACAUGUGUUUAAUCAAUCAGUACAAUUCUGGUUUCAGUCUUAUGGUGACUCUUCUCUGUGUCUUUAGCUGCUUUUUUUUACCCUUGUAAACCUUUACUAGGCUUCCAAUAUUUUUUAGAUUCUUAAUGGUUAACUUAUGGUAUUGCCGUUACUGCUACAAGCCUACAAUGCAUUUGAAACAUUAUCAGCGCCGCCCUUGCCUGUCACAAGCCCUACUCAAAACUAAAAGUGUGCUUUGGUCAGCUAUGUGAGUUUAAGAAUGUUACCGUUCUAUGUUGUCUAACGUUUACUGUUCUGGAUACCUGUAGCAUUUAAAAAAAAAAUACUUCAAGUAAAGUAUUAUGAGUGAUUUUCUCUUUAAGACACGUUUUGGAGUUUUUUAACAGCCGAAGACACUUCUUGCAGGCACAUUCACGGUAGUCAGAAGUUAGUUUGCUUUAUGUGUUGAGGAAUUAUUACGGUAGGUUUAUAGGAAAAAAAGGCUUUUUUGAGUUGUUAGAUGUGGUUAGUAAAAGUAGAUCGUUGGGCUAGGAUUAUUUGAAUCUUUUAAUAUUACUAUUAUCAAUUCUCCCCCUAUUUAUUUAUGUGAUUAUUUUCAAAUAUUAAAGUAUCUAAAUAAAUAAUUUUGAUAUAAUAAGCUAUAACUUUUUAUCUUCUACAUUUUAAGUUUCAUAUAUAUAUAUAUUUUAUAUAUUUUAACAAUUAUAUAAGAAUGUAAAGAUAUUGAAACGAGUAUUUUUCAUUUCAAGACCCUUUAUGAGUUUUUAUCACAGUUUGAGACACUUGUCACUACUAAGGUAUUUUAUUGUUGUUGUUUUACAACAUUAUCCCUCUAAUUGAAACAAACUGUGUUUUUUUAUUUUGUUCAGUUAAUUCUUUUAUUUUUUAAAGUAUUUAAAUUUUAAAACCAAAGCAAUGCCAAACACUUUGUAAUUUAAUUUGACCCAUAAAUUUUGUUUUUGACCAAAAGUUUCUAAGUUUUUCGACCAAAAUCCGGCUGGGCUAGCCGGUUUAAGCAAUGGUAAAAUCAGGAAGUGCUUAAUACCCUGUUCAAACACCGGGUGUGUCGUGACCAGAAAAUCAGGGGAUAGGGUAAAUGUUUGGCAGAGAAGAGCCAUGGAGUUUUGAUUGUAACUGGUUAAAACUCAGAAAUUAUGAAAAAUUUUGUUUUUUCUUAUGUGUUGGCUUUAAUCGAAAUGUAUGCAAUAUGUGUAAGGUUUGGAGGUAGAACACCAAAAAAAAAAAAAAUUGCAUGAAAAAAAUCUAUGGAGGCUCUGAGAUAGUUGCAGAAAUCAUGGGAAGCCCUAAUAUGAAGAUGAUGACAUAAUUACAAAAUUGCCACUCUCCAAAGAAAUUAAGCUAUAAUGAGCAAAACCGCAGAUCGAACCUAGGGCGAGAGAGUCAGAAGAAAAGCCUUUUUACCACUAGUCUACGCAAACAUUUCAUUUUUAUUUUUUAAAAUUAUAUAUGGUUUCUUAUAUAAUGUCAGAAUGUGUACAAGGAGUAUAAAGUUUACUGGUUAUAAGUAAAUAAACUUGAUACUAUAACGAUUUUGUGUUGCUUACAUUGAUAUUGUUAUAUGUUUGUACAUGUGUACAAGCUUUAAUGUGUACAAUGUUUUGUCGAUGUACACAUGUACAAAGUAUAUAAUUUUGGGUGUGCACAUAUUUUUUUUGUUGCAAAGACUUCCUAUUUUAUGAAUAGACCAAUCUAAAAGAAAUAAUCAACCAAAAUGAACAUCGAGUUGAGGAUGUGGGACUCAUUUAUGAUUAAUGAAAAACUAGUGAUUAGUUUGUUCCAUGUAAGAACAUAAAACCUGGGACUUCUUCAAAGAGGCGAGAUCAGAAUCUUUUUACUAGUUGAAAAAUCACAAUUUUGAUUCAAACAAGGGAGACUCAUAAUGACAUGAAGAAAGACACCAAGUUUUCAAAAAAAAAAUUUGAAAUGUACAUACAACCAUAUCAGUGUACACGAAGUUUUUGUUGGUGUCCACAUGUACGCUGUAAACUAUGUACAAUAACCCAAAUUCACUACUCACUUGAAACAAACGAGACUCAUAAUGACAUGAAAAAAACAACACCAAGUUUUCAAAAAAAAUUGAUAUGUACAUACGACCAUGUAAUCAUCAGUGUACACGAUGUUAUUGUUGGUGACCACAUGUACGCUAUAAACGAUGUACAAUAACCCAAAUUCACUACUCACUUGAUUCAAACAAGGGAGAGUCAUAAUGACAUGAAAAAAGGACACCAAGUUUUCAAAAAAAAAUUGAUAUGUAUAUAUGACCAUACCAUCAUCAGUGUGCACGAAGUUUUUGUUGGUGUCCACAUAUACAAAGUAAACGAUGUACAAUAACCAAAUUCACUACUCGCUAGUCUCUCUGCAACAAUAAUCACGCUCCCUACUAACUACUCUCUCGAAAAAUAACAGAAGCUUUGUGGACAUCUUUUAUGUUUGCCAAAAGGAACUUCAACCCAAAAGACUAACCUCACAUGUCUCACUUGGAAAUUCGUAGAGGCAUAAAUUCUCAUUUUCUGCAUAAACAAGAAACACACUCUCUGUUACAGAAGUUUUGCGGAAGAAAUUAUAAUAAAUAUCUUUAUCUAGACCAAACUUGUAAACAUCAUAAUCUAACCAUUUCUUCGUUGUGAUGGAUAUGAUUUGAGUUCUGACUCUGGACAAACCAGAGGACGCACGUUAGAAUUGUGGCAGAGAUGCUACAGAAUGUUGGUGGAGACAGCGGUGCGGUGACAGAGACGGCGGAGAAUGGUUGUGGAGACAGCGGAAAACAGCAGAGGAAACGCCAGAGAUGAAAGCACAUGUCUUUUUGUCUAAUGAUACAAGAUCUGAUGCCUAAAUACCCACACACAGAGGCUCUAAAGGCGUGUGAACGGCUGAAGACGUUUGGAAAGGAAGAAUCGAUAUCACCAUCUCCGGCCACAGAGAAACCGCCAAAAUUGUCGGAGCCACCGUCACAUAACACCUCUACAUCAACAAUAUCGUUUACUCUCCGUCAACGCAAUCGAUGAAUCUAACGCACAACUUCUUCUGCUCUGCCAUCUUCUAUAGAUGGACUGAGUUUCCAAAACCAUGGCAAAAAGGAAAAAAAAAAGCUAUAAGGAAAGAGAUAGAGAAAGAGAAUAGUGUCUUGAAAAGUUAAAAACUCUAAAGGUAAAAUAAACGGGAAAUCGGCAGAUUCAUACAUUAAUAGAAGGUCCCGGUCCUGAUCAGUACAUGCACUCGUACCUUGUGCUAAAACAUACACCAACAUUUAAUAUAUUCAAAUUUCAUACAUGAACAACAAAAUUUAGGUCUAUUCAUACUUUGACCGUCUGCGCUGUGUAGUUGCAGAAAACCCUAAUGACUUUCAGAAGAAGAAGAUGAUAUAGUUACGAAAAUACCAUUCUUUAAAGAAAUGUUAAAAAAUAGAGCCAGACAAGAUUCGAACCCGGAUCAACUUGAUUGAAACCCGUGACACAACCACUAGGCCACGCUGAUAGUGAUUGUUGUUAUUUACAUUAACUAUAUAUUAUAUAUACUCUCAUUAUUUUAAACAUAGGCACCACAUAUUAUUGUUUAAUUGACAUGUAAGCAAUCCGUUAACUCCACGUAAGCAGCGUUUGACUAACGGAAUCACGGUCAAAGUAUGAAUAGACCUAAAUUUUGUUGUUCAUGUAUGAAAUCUAAAUAUAUUAAAUGUUGGUGUAUAUUUUAGCACAGGGUACGAGUUCAUGUACUGAUCGGGACUGGAGCCCUUUGUUGAUGUAUGAAUCGGCCGAUUAGUUAGAUUUUAAUUUAAUAGGUUGGGCUUUCAUAAUAACAAAAAGGUAACAUCGGGUUUUCAUGGGUUGGAAAAAGAGAAAAAUGGGUUGGAAGAAGAGAAAAGUGUGUGUGGAGUUGAAAAUGUCCCAUGGUGUAAUUAAAAUGUGUAAAAGUGAUCUAUUAUGUAAUAUUUUCUAUUAAAAAUUUGGAUGUGAAAUUUUUUGACAUGUACAGAAAAUAUGUAACAAAAAAGAGUGGACAUGAAUGGAUGAAAAAGGUGAAAAACUAAAAAACUAACACAAAAUUGUAUGUGUUCGUAGCUGAGGAAGCUUAGCAACAAAUGUCUUGUGGAUGAAUCUUGUUUAAGAGAUUGGAGAUUAAAUUCUGCCGAACAAAGCUUUUAAUUGUUUUUCUUUCCCUAAUCAUUAUGACUAAAUGUGUGGACAUGGAUACAAAAAAUUUGAGCGAACAAAACAUUGACAUGUGCGGAUAAUACAUAAACAAGAAUAUGUGAACAUGCAUGGAUCGAUGAAAAAACCAUGAACAAAAAGAGAUGGAGAACUUUUACAAGUUACAAUGGACAAAAAAGUAGAUAGAUAAACAUGGACAAACAUUAUGUGAAUAGACGAGUUGUGGAUACGCAAGCAGUGGACAUAAGUUUGUGAAUUUGUCGUUUGUGGAUAGACAAAUAAUGAAAGAAUGAGUUAUAAACCUUCUAAGAUUUUGACAAUGCUUCAGCUUCAUCAGUAGCACAAGCUUUUAAGUUGAUUCUCUUUUGAUUUCAGUGUAUAAAUCUUUUGUUUCAUUUGCUCUUGACUGUUUUGUCUGAGUCCCUGCACUCUCAUCUUGCUCUCUAUCUUCAACCGAGACCACAACUUCUAGAGCUUUAGUUCAUGUUUACUUUUAAGAAGCUGCAGAGUUGUUGUAUCCUUCUUAGAUGAACUCGUUUAGAGAUUUCGAGCUUUUAUACGAACUCAUGACCUGAAUGUUUCUAUUGGAUGAAUCCAAAGAAGUCCAAUGACAAAUCCCCGCGGGAUAGUGUAUUAAAGAUUCUUGACAAGUGAUUAGAACGUGUUGGAUCCUAAUUGUUUAUAAGCCUUUGAAAACUCCAGCAAUUUCUGUAAUAUACAUAAUUAGAACAAAGCAACACAAUAUCUGUUUAAAAUAUCAACUCUCGGGGUUUACUUUCAAAAGGUCUAGAGUUUGUGAACUUGUGUCUCUUCUCCUCUGUUUUCAUUGAGUGAAAACAUAUCCUAAAUCCAAUCAACUAAACAAAGAUAACAUGUUCAGUAUACAGAGGAGGGCUGAUUAUAUUAAUAGUCUCUUAUAUAACAUUUCAAAAUCGUGAGGAAGGGUUUAUAAUAGUCAACAAACAAAAGAUUUACAUCAUCCGUAAAAUCUCUAAUAGACACAUCACAAAACAUAAUCACAAACUCACUGUGUAAGAGAAGAAGAAGAAGAAGAAUCUGGAGGUUUUUGAAAGCCUGAAACACAAAACAUAAUCACAAAGCAGAAUCACAAAGCAGAAUCACAAACCCAUUGUGUUUUGGGUUUUAUUCUGAAGAAGAAGAAUCUAUGGAUUUUGUAUCAGAGUUACGGAUAAUUCAGAGACAAGGAACUGGCCACCAGGAAAAGGAAAGUUCAACAAGUCUCGCUCCAAGUCAACACAAAGAAAUAAGAUAUGAUGGAUAUCCUUGAAGGAAUGUCAUUUCAAGAAACAAUGUUAUAAAUGGCUAGAAAGGAACAAGGGAAAGGUUCAAAUUCAGCACAAAUCGGAGUCAUCAAUGGUAAGAGAUGAUGCACAUGAUCUAGUUAGGUUAAUAGCUUCAGUGGACAACAUGUCAGUGGAGCAGAAUGACAAAGAGGAAUGAGUGGUAGACACGGGUUGCUCAUUCCACAUGACUUCUCGAAGAGAUGUGUUUAUUCAGUUUCAGAAACGGCGUUCAGGUAAGGUCAAAAUGGAAAAUAACAAUCAUACUGAGAUCAAAGGGAUUGUUUCAGUUAGUUCAGAAAUCCAGAUGGUACGACUUUUGUUUUACACGAGGUAAGGUAUAUGCCUGAGAUAGCUAGGAAAUUGAUAUCAUUGGGAACUCUGGAGAGAAAAGGUUGCGAGUUUAAAUGUUCAGGUGGCCAUAUCAAAAUGGUAAAAGGCUGCACAAUCAUAUUAAAGUGAUACGUGAAGCUUGAUAUACUAUGGAAUUUACCAGUUUUAGCUAUUGUAUUAGUCCUUUUUAGAGUCAUUAUGUUAUGUGUGGAGUCUAUUCUGAGCUUUGUCAGGUCCAAACAUGUUAUAGAGAAUGUGAAGAUUAUGGAGUUUAUGGAUAAGGAAACUCAUAUCUGUUCAACAAAUCAAAGCCAGAGCCGAGAUUUAGAAGAAAUGUCGAUCAACGCUGCAACCUUAGUGUUGCUCGACACCAAUGCAAGUAGAUGGGCCCGACUUGUUUCAAGACCGGCUCAAGCUGAGAAGAUCCACAUAUUACUAGAAUGCUACUUUAUACCUAGUAUUUGUAGUGUUUGCCAUUGUUUUAGGCAAAACACACCAUCACAAACAACCACACACCAUCACAAACCCCCUUACACAAUAUUUACUUAGGGCUUUAAUUAGUACCUUUUGGAGAAAAGAUCAAGAACUCCUUCAGAAAUUUUGUAUCAAAACUCUAUUUUUUUUACCUUAUUCUAUUUAUGUAUUCUAUUCAGACUA
This is a messenger RNA of Brassica rapa (field mustard), 16272 nucleotides long. Its product is annotated as F-box/kelch-repeat protein At5g49000-like. The record is from RefSeq and is a predicted model, not a curated record. Lineage: Eukaryota; Viridiplantae; Streptophyta; Magnoliopsida; Brassicales; Brassicaceae. Gene Ontology annotation, molecular function: protein binding.